CCCGGGGGUGUGUGGGUGCUCUGCGCUGCCCGGGCCGGGUUUGCUCCCGAUGGGAGGGGGAUUUGCUGCCCCAUCCCCUCACAAAUGGGUGGUUUUGCCCUUUCGUGGCUGUUGUGCCCCCACGCUGGGACGAGCCGGCAGUUCAGGGAUGAUGCUGCUGCUCCCCGAGCUCUCUGGGGGUGCAGGGAGCCCGUGUGGUGCUUUCCAGACACCUCCAAUGAGUUUGGCUCCGAGGAAUUCGGGCUCUGAGGAAUCCAGCCUCCAGACUGCUGGCAGGGAUUCCCCUGGAUUGACCUCUGCUUGCAGGGAGAGCAGCGCUGUCAUCCCCAGCACGUGGGGAUGGGGUGACUCAUGGAGCGCUGGUCCUGAGCAAACGGGAGGUUCCGGGAGGAGGGAAAUGAAAAGCAGAGCUUGGAGGACUUGAGAGCCUUUGUGAUGCUGUUAAAUGCCAGCUGAGUGUGUCACCCCUGCGGCCCAGCCAGUUCACAAGAGCUUGUAAAGCAAAGUCUGUAUUCACCCUGAAGGAAUAUAAGCUUGCCACUUCACUGACUGGCUGGUAAUAGUGGCUCAUCCACCCUCCUUCCUGCCUGUGGUGCCCACCCUGAGACAGGGCAGGGGAAGGGAAGCAGCAGAACUUGUUUGUGCUUUCCCGAACUUAUCCAAGGGAACAGGAUGGAUGGCAAGGAGUGCUACCAGAAGUUGGUUCCAGCAGGGUCCAAGUCUCUUCUUUAAAGAGAAAUUCCAGCAUCGAGGAGGCUGAAAAGCAAAAAAAAAAAACCCAAAAUGGAAGGAGGCAACAGCCCCAGCCUGCAGCUUCAGCAGCUCCCGUUGGCCACAGCAGCAGUUUCUGUGCAGCCACACACAGACUCCUUCUCUUACAAGGAGAACUUGAUUGGGGCAUUACUGGCUAUUUUUGGGCAUCUUGUCAGCAGCAUUGCACUCAACCUCCAGAAAUACAGCCACAUCAGGCUGGCAGGCUCCAAAGACCCCCGGACCUACUUCAAAACCAAGACCUGGUGGAGUGGAUUCUUCCUGCUGGUGCUGGGAGAACUGGGAGUGUUUUCCUCCUAUGCCUUUGCUCCUCUCUCACUGAUUGUGCCCCUCAGUGCAGUGUCUGUUGUGGCUAGUGCAAUCAUAGGAAUUAUAUUUAUCAAAGAAAAAUGGAAGCCCAAGGAAUUUUUGAGGCGCUACGUGCUGUCCUUCGUAGGCUGUGGCCUGGCAAUUGUUGGCACUUACCUGCUGGUGACAUUUGGACCCAACAGCCACGAGAAGAUGACAGCAGAAAACAUCACCAGGCAUUUAGUGAGCUGGCCAUUCCUGCUGUACAUGCUUGUGGAGAUCAUUGUUUUCUGUCUGCUCCUGUAUUUUUACAAGGAGAGAAAUGCAAACUACAUUGUCAUUAUUCUUCUGCUGGUGGCUUUGCUGGGUUCCAUGACUGUGGUGACAGUGAAGGCCGUGGCUGGGAUGAUCCUGGUGUCCAUCCAGGGAACCCUGCAGCUGGACUCACCCAUCUUCUACAUCAUGUUGGUGUGCAUGAUUGCCACAGCCAUCUACCAGGCCACGUUUUUAGCUCAAGCCUCCCAGCUCUAUGACUCAGCUCAGAUCUCCAGCAUUGGCUACAUCCUGUCCACCACAGCAGCAAUCUCAGCAGGAGCAACUUUUUACCUGGACUUCAUGGGUGAAGAUGUUCUCCACAUUUGUAUGUUUGCACUGGGGUGCCUCAUAGCAUUCCUGGGAGUCUUCCUGAUCACCAGGAAUAGGAAGAAGCCUGUCCCCUUUGAGCCCUACAUCUCAAUGGAUGCCAUGCCCGGCAUGCAGAACAUGCACGACAAAGGGAUUGCGGUGCAGCCUGACCUCAAAGCCUCUUUCUCCUACGGUGCCCUGGAGAACAACGACAGCAUGCCAGAAAUCUACACUCCAGCCACGCUGCCCAUCGUGCAGGAGCAGCACGGAUCCAAAGGAGUCUCUGCCCCUCCCUACAGGGUGCUGGAGCACAGCAAGAAGGAGUGAGUGACCUUCAAGGACUGAUUUGAGUUGCCAGGAGUUUGACCUUUAUUUAUUUACCUGUUCAAAUAGAAGCAAGCAUGAAGCUGACCUUGAUAAGAGUUCCAAGCUCGUCUCGAGCUGAACUUUCCAGGCUGAUUGUUAAAACAAACAACUCUUUCUAGUUGGGAAGUUGAAAGCGCCCAUCUUGGCAGGAAGCAGAUCCCAGUUCUGCUUGGAAUUCUGCUGGCUGGGAGUGUGGAAUGGUGAAUGCAGCACCAUGGAACUGAUGAGAGAGGAGAUGCUGUGGAAGAGAAGUGACUGUGCAGUUUCAGCCCUGCUGGGAGUGGUUUUAUCUCCAGACAAGUUUUCAGGAGCUGCUCACAGAGAGAGGAGGGCAGGAUUUAAUCUUUCAUUUACAGGGACUGUGACAGAUUUUCCAGGAAGGCUCUAAAUCCUGGUGUGACCACGGAGCUCCCCUAACACGGCAAUAAAUGGAAUUGUUUUGAAGCACCAACACUGGAACUUGCGGGGUGGUUAGAGCAGCAGAACUGGUGAGAGUGAACACUUCAUCCCUUCAAACCACGAAUUUUGGGCACUUCUGUACAACUGUUCUGGUGUUGAACAUAAGCACAGAGGAUGGGGGUUGUUUUUAGAGCACCACUGGAUUAUAUGGCUUAGAACAAAGAUUAUUUUCCAGUUUUCUGAUUUCAUAGCAGGAGCUUCAAGUUGGAUUAAAUGGUGCAGAGGGAGCACUGUAAAGGAUGAGGACAUGGAGAAAUGACAAUGAUGUGCCUGUAUCUGGUGGGGAAUUGAUGUAAUUUUGGACAAAGUCUUAAUUCUUUGUCACAUUUAUUUAUUUUCUUUCUGACUGAGGCAGGAUUCCCAACUUUAGUGGUCCCAAAUACUGAGAGGUGGUGACGUUCCUUAGUUCAAAAGCUCAGUUUAGGUGAUGUAAGCUGGGGUGCUCUCUUUUUUUUUUCUUGUAAAAAAUGAAAAAAACCCUUGUCUACUAUUGUGGAUGACCUAAGGAGAGAAGUUGCACAGCCCAGCACUCACUGAAGCCUGUGAGGAUAAUGCAGCUUUGUGUACUUUGAUAUUUAUCUUUCCAGCUUCCAGGAGAUGGCCAGGAGCUGAUAUGGAGGGAGAAUGGGGAACUGUCAAGUGAGGAGGACAAAGUACAACCUUUACUGGUAGAUGCAAGUUAUCCUGGCACUUUGGUAGCACUGCCUGCUCUAAACUUGGGGCUUUUUGCCGUGAAACUGAAUUUUAAGUCCACUCAGUGUGGCUUGGGCUGUCUGCACAGUGGAGUCUCCAGGACCUUGGAACUUUAUUUGAAAGGAAUAGUGCUCACGUUCUGUGUAUUUUUAAGUGAUUCCUCUAACACCAGGGGGUUUGGGAUUAUCUUAGAUUUGGAACAGAGUCUUUCUGCUUUAUUUAUUUUUAUUUGUUAAAUUGACUCAUGGCCAGUUUCUGUUCCCACUGCCAGAAAUUCCCAACAACUCCCCUGACUUGUACAUGAUUAUUCCAGGUUCUUGCUGUUGUAAAUGACAACAGAACUGUUCCUUUGCAUGUAUUUGCUUUGCCAGCUCUGCAGACUGAUUCAAUCUGGGCAUAUUUUGGAUUGCUUUGGCAUUUUUGUGCAGCUUAGAAAAAUAACCUUUCCCCCUGCACAGGGGAGGUGCCCUGGGGCUGUACCCAGGUUUCUUCACCAGCUGGACACAAUUCAGAUCUUAUCAGUGGCAUCCCCUGCACUGGAGCUUAGGAAACCUCAAAUAACAGCUUUCCUUUCACCCUCAAUACUUUAUUUGUGAUUGAGCAAGACAAGGAUGUUAAUGGGCUCCUGCUGCCAGAGCAUUCAUCUUGCUGGGGUGCAGUGACACUGACUUACUGCCUUUGGAUCUGGUCAUCGAUUGUUGGUGAAUUUAUGGGCAGCGUUUGUUCAUUAACAAUGCAAAAUGAAGCAGUGCAGGGAGGCUGAAUGGGAAGGGGACAGGAAUGCUGCCUUUCCUUAUCUCUUGCAUUUAAUCAACCUGUUUUGACCUAUUGGUUCUGUAGCCACAGAACACAGAGUCUGAAAACAAGCUGUGCUGACCCCCACACGUCUUCCAUGGCAACAUUCUUUGUGGUUAAUUAUGUGCUAUAAAAUAAUUCAUCAGCAGGGCCUAAAUGUUAGGAUGAUAACAUCCAGAUCAGGAUGGCCCUGUGCGUAACAGUGCAGUUGUCCCAGUUCUCACAGGAUUUAAAGCCAGCAGGUGACUGGAGCACAGACUUUGCAGCCAUAAAUGCCUGGUUUGGGUUUUCCUCCUCAGCACAGGCCCUGACAUCCUGAAAGAUGGACACAGCCAGGGAACAGAGCUGCUCUGAUGUGGCUGUGCUUCCCUUGCAGGCUGCUCUCUGGCCUGGUUCAGGGGUGUUUGUGCUGUAAACUCCCCAGUUCUCCUGAGCCUGAUUCCUGACCUUCCUCCCUGCACAGAGCCCUCAGCCCUUCUCUGAGUGGAACUGCCCCCAGCCAUGAGCUGAGCUUUUGUGGUAUUUGUGUGGGUUUGGCCCUUUCUUUUCAAAGAUUGUAAAGGCAAGUCUUGCUCCAAAGCUUUACAUAACCAUGUUUUAUUUACACAGUCUCUGUGUGCUCAAAUAAUUCUACUUAAUAAUGACUGCUCCCUUUACCUGCAGCGACAGGGAAAUCUCCCUUUGUUUGCUGCUGGAAACUUCCGGCCAAAGGCCUCCACUGGAGGUGGUGUCUGUUUCUACAGCACAUAAAUCACAAUAUUUUUGAUUACUGUGCCACAGCAGUGGAGCCUGGGGCGUUGCUUGGGCCGUGGGCCUCAGCUCCAUGACUGAUGUAGAGGGACUGUACCUCACUCCUGUUUGCUGCUGCUGUUCAAUGCUGCAAUCUUAAAAUGGGGUUGGGUUUUUUUGUUUUUUUAUUUUAUGCACGUCCCUCUUUCUUGCUUUUUCUCCCAGUCUUCCAAAGAAAUGUUAUUUUCUGCUCUUCAGCCUAAGAAAAGGCAUGAGCAGGGCCCAGAGAAACCCAGUAUCUUAUUUAAACUUGGCUGUGGGACUUCUGUGCUCUUUCUGGCUCUUUCAGGAGUGAAUUAAACUCCUCACCUCCCUUCUAGUCCAAAGAUGAAACAGGAAGAGUUUUGAGCCCUCACACUGAACUUUUUACAGAUAUUUUUCAGUCUGAGGUGACCACGGCCAUGUCUGGAAUUGCAGCAAAUAUUUACAGCUGAGCAGCACAGGAAGGUUUAAAGGAGAGGAGCCCUGUGCCAUGUUCCAGGGUGAAUAAUGAUUUAACUGUUGUACAGCACACUCUGAUCUGUGAAUGUCAACAGUGCAGGGCCCUGCACAUGGCACAGCACCCCCAGAUUCCAGAUGGGAAGGAUUUCUCAGCACCAGGAGCUGUCCCAGCACUUUGAUGAAGGAGCAGCUCCUUGGCUUUAUCCCUGGCUUCUUCACCCCAUGUGAACUGACAUCUCUUGCCUCCACCUUGUGUGGCUUCUCAAUGCACCAGAGCACUUAAAACAUUCUCAGUGUGUAUUUUAUGUGUAACUUUGUGGAGCACAGCUCCUGUGUUGGCUGAAUGUAUAAAAUGAUCUGCCUACAACGUUCUCCUGUUCACCUUAAAAUGUGUAAAUAAAUCAAGCUUUACACUCUUGCACUAUAAAGGACAGCUGCUUCAUUUUUCACAGGCAAUGUUGCAUGUCUGUUUAAUUCUAUUUGUCUUUCAGGUGAGACAAAUGAAACCAAACUUUGAAUAAAAGAUUGUGGUAAAAUGAAACUUGGAAUAAAAGAUUGUGGUAAGACCUAUA
Molecule: messenger RNA, 5798 nt
Organism: Corvus hawaiiensis (hawaiian crow)
Lineage: Eukaryota; Metazoa; Chordata; Aves; Passeriformes; Corvidae
Gene: NIPAL3
Product: NIPA like domain containing 3
Exons: 12
Coding region: 784-2010 (408 amino acids)
Biological process (GO): magnesium ion transport
Cellular component (GO): membrane
Molecular function (GO): magnesium ion transmembrane transporter activity
Source: RefSeq, a predicted model, not a curated record